AUGGUGGACAAACGUGACGAUGACUCCGGGGAGCGGAAGAUGCGUAUGGUUGUCAAUUACCAGGCUCUAAAUGCCCUUACAAUAGGCGCUGAUUUUCCACUACCUCCCAUUCAAACCAUUCUGGAGAUGCUGAGAGGCGCCACGUAUUUUUCCACCUUGGAUCUUGAAGCAGGAUUCCAUCAAAUACGUAUGGCUAAGGAAGACUGGUGGAAGACGGUUUUCCGGUCCGUUCUCGGACUAUUCGAGUGCCGCGUGAUGCCCUUCGGCCUUAAGGGUGCUCCCGUUACGUUCCAGGCCAAUAUUAAUGCCUAUCUACAACCUUUAUUGGGACAGGGCGUUAUUGGGUACCUAGAGGAUGUACUUAUCUAUAGUUCUGAUCUCUCUGGGCACGUUUCUCUCCUGCGACAAGUCCUAAGCAUUUUUCUUAGACACCAGUUCUACCCAAAAUUCCGCAAAUGCAAGUUUGCAAGACAAACAAUUACAUAUUUGGGUUACACCAUUUCUGCUACGGGGAUCACACCCGCAGAAGAUAAAAUCGCAGCCAUCUGGCAUUGGCCAGAGGUGCUGGAGAACGAAACGCAAGUGCGCCAGUUCCUCGGUACCACAAAUUACUGUCGCAUGUUCAUGGGACCGGACUAUGCAGACGUUGCCCGGCCGCUGGUUGAUCUUACGCAUCUUCCCCUUACAACGACAGGGCACGACUCGAUCCUUGUCAUGGUAGACUCCCUCAGCAAGAUGGCUCAUUUCGUUCCUGCAAAGAAGUCAUUCACAGCAGCAGACACCGUGGAGCUUCUCGCAGACCGCCUUAUCCGCUAUCACGGUUUUCCAGAGGUGCUCAUAUCGGAUCGCGACCCCCGUUUCCAGUCGGGUCUUUGGAACCAGCUCUGUCGCCACUUUAACAUCAAACGGUGCAUGUCCUCGCCCUACCAUCCCCAAAGCGACGGCCAAACUGAACGGGUUAUCCGCACACUGGAGCAGAUGCUUCGUGCCUAUAUCAAAUCUGACGAACGCGAGUGGGAGCGUUUGCUUCCGGCCUUGGAACUUGCCUACAACACAACAAGUCAUUCAUCCACUGAGCUCUCUCCUUUCGAGGUCAUGAUUGGAGAGAACCCGUUGACUGCUGCGGACCUUGAUAUCGCAAAAUGGCAGCAGAAGUACUACGCAGACACAAAGCGCCGAGCAGUGGAGCAUGCGGUGGGAGACAAGGUCUGGCUCAGCAGCAAGCACCUACCGCCUUUCAACAGCUGCCCUAAGUUAGAGCCCCGUUACCGCGGACCCUUCGAAGUCAUCGAACGCAUAGGAACUGUCGCUUACCGUCUCGCUCUGCCUCCCACUUAUGAAUGCCUUAACGUUUUCCACGUCUCGCAGCUAGUUCCCCAUCGCCCCCGCCCUCCCGCUUUGGUUCCCUCGGCAGCCGACGCCGCCUGGCCUCCUAUCCACGAUGCAGCAGGCAAUCCCACAGAGGAAUACGAAGUCGACUAUAUUCUGGACCAACGCGGCUCGGGAGAUGCAGCCCAGUACCCCGUGAAGUGGGGCGGGACCCCUGAAGAUCAAGCCACACGCGAGCCAGCUCACCACCUUACAGGCUGCCCGGCUUUGCUUCGCGCUUGGCGCCACCGCCGACGAAGACAUCUUCAGGCUCGAAACAACAUUGGUCCUUCCGAGGCGUAG
Messenger RNA from Eimeria necatrix, 1671 nucleotides. RefSeq lists its product as hypothetical. The record is from RefSeq and is a predicted model, not a curated record. Gene Ontology annotation, molecular function: nucleic acid binding. Gene Ontology annotation, biological process: DNA integration. Bases 1 to 1671 code for a protein of 556 amino acids. The transcript is spliced from 3 exons. NCBI's taxonomy places the organism in Eukaryota, Apicomplexa, Conoidasida, Eucoccidiorida, Eimeriidae.